Molecule: messenger RNA, 8418 nt
Organism: Plasmodium malariae
Lineage: Eukaryota; Apicomplexa; Aconoidasida; Haemosporida; Plasmodiidae
Product: pre-mRNA-splicing helicase BRR2, putative
Exons: 2
Coding region: 1-8418 (2805 amino acids)
Cellular component (GO): nucleus
Molecular function (GO): nucleic acid binding; ATP binding
Source: RefSeq, a predicted model, not a curated record
AUGGCGGAGGAAUAUGAAAAGUUCAAGAGAUUUGAGUAUCGCAUGAACUCAAACCUGGUGCUGCAAAGGGAGGGACCAGUACCAAACCACAAUGAACCGACGGGGGAAAGUGAAAGUUUAGUAGGUAAGUUGAAGUAUAAGAUGGGGGAUAAAGUAGAAUAUAGUAAACCUAAUGAUUUAAAAAAUAAAGAAAAUUAUCGAAGAGCUAAUAAUAAAAGAAAAGAUGAGUUUUUUGAAAAAACAAGUAAAAAAUUAAAAAGGGAGAGUGGUAGAAAUAGGAGUAAUAACAAUAAUAUGAAGGAAAGAAGUGUGUUGAGUAUGAAUAUUGAAGAUAUAUUUUUAUAUAGGCCAACUACGAAAUAUACAGAACAAAUACUAAGUAAAAUUUUGAGUAGUAUUCGAAAUAUGAUAGGUGACAAUACAGGGGAUAUUAUUAACAGUACAUGUAAUGAAAUAUUAUAUAUUUUAAAAGAUGAUAGCUUAAAUAAUGAAGAGAAAAAAAGAUUAGUCGACAGUUCUCUUCAAGUUACCAUAACUGAUGAGAUGUUUAUUGAACUAAAUAAUUUAUCAAAAGAAAUAUAUGAUUUUAACAAAAAAGAAGAAAUUGAGGAAAUGGACAAUGAGGAGGAAGGAGUUGCGGUAGUGUUUGAGGAAGACGAUGAUUAUUUUAAUCAUAAAAAUAGGAGAGAUGUGAAUAGAAAAAAUGAUGACAACUAUAGUGACAUAAUGGAUGAACUAAGUGAUGACUACUUGGAUGAGGAUGAGGAUGAGGAUGAGGAUGAGGAGGAAGAAGAUGAAGAUGAAGCUGAGGAUGAGGAAGAUGAAGACGAAAAAGAAGAGGGGGAAGAUGAAAAUGAAUAUGAAGACGAUACAGCGGAUGAGGAUGAUAGCGAAAAGACGAGUGACAGUAACAAGAUCAGUGGGAGGGAUGAUGAAAAAGGGAAGGAGGAUUCAAACAAGAAAGAAAAAAAAUUAAAACAGAAAAGGAGAAAAAAAAAAAAUGAAGAAGAGGAUGAAGAGGAGGAAGAGAAAGAGAAACAAAAGGUGAGAGAGAAGACAACUAACGUCAAAGAAUUGAACCAUUUGAAAAGGAAAAAAAAGAAAUAUGAAAAUCAUCUGAGUUUAAAAAAUGUAAAUAAAGAUUUCAAAUAUAAAAAUAAAAAUACGGAAAAUUAUGACCUGGACACGAAUUCCAUUGAUGCACACUGGUUACAAAGAGAAUUGAAUAAAGUUUUUACUGACCCAUCACUAUGCUUAGAAAAAGAAAAAGAAGUUUUAAAUAUUUUAAAAAUAUAUGAUAUCCAAGAAUGUGAAAAUAAACUAGUUAAUAUAUUAAAAUAUGAAAAUUUUUCCAUGGCUAAAUUGUUAAUAAAAAAUAGAUGGAAAAUUUAUUAUUGUACCUUGCUUGGUCAGGCACAAACAGAAAAGGAAAAAAAAUACAUAAUGGAAAAUAUGAAAAAAACAGAAGAAGGAGAAGAAAUUUUAGAAGACUUGUCUAAUUUUAAAAAUUUUAAAAAGAACAAGCAAAGUGAGUUUGUAAAAACGAUGAGAAAGGAAGCAGAUAAUUUAUUUAAUAAGGAAAAAUAUGAGCAUAGUACAAAUGAGUUUUUGCCUGAACAGCGAUUUAUACAUGAUGAUGAUGAGAUGCGGGCCAAGGGGAAGGAUGACGAGGACGAGGACGAGAACGAAGUGGACACGAGCGUCAAUGAUGGUACUGAUAUCAGCGGUGAUAGCGGCGAUGGAAAUGUUAGUGGUGAUAGCCAUGAUGAGGAGGGCGAAGGUCGAAGUUCAAAGGGAAACAAAAAAUCGAAUUCAAGGGAACAAACGUCGAGGCGAGGGAACGCAGGAAAGGUAAACAUAACACUAGAUGGAAAUAAAAAGAAGAAGGGGGAAAAAUCAAGUUAUAUAAUAGGGGAAAAUUUUAAAGGUAAAUACAUAGACUUAGAAAAAAUGGACCUUUUAAAGAAGAAUAAUGACUUUUUAAAUAAAGAAGUAAUUCUUCCAUCGGAUAGUAAAAGAAUAGAGAAGAAAGAAUAUGAUGAAAUUAUCAUUAGAAGUAUGAAGGACAGAAAUAGUAGUAAUAGUAGUAGUUCCAUCUCAAAUAAAAAAAUAGGUAAUAAAUGUAAUUACUUUACAUCACCAGAUGAGAUUAGAUUAAUACCAGUUACAGAAUUACCUGAAUGGAGUCAGGAAGUUUUUUCCUGUGUUAAUAUAACCAAAUUAAAUGCAAUACAGUCAAAAGUAUACGAUACAGCUUUUAAUAAAUAUGAAGAGAAUAUGUUAAUAUGUGCUCCAACAGGGUCAGGUAAAACAAAUAUUGCAUUAUUAUGUAUAUUAAAUGUUAUCAAUAGUAAUAGAUUAACAAGUGGAAAUAUUGACAAAAAGAAUUUUAAGGUUAUUUAUAUAUCUCCUAUGAAAGCUUUAGUUAAUGAACAAGUGCAAUCAUUUAACUUGAGAUUAAAAUGUAUGAAUUUGAAGGUAAGUGAGUUAACAGGUGAUGUACAUCUAAGUAGUAAAGAAAUAGAUGAUAGCCAAAUUAUUGUUAUGACUCCAGAAAAAUUAGAAAUAAUUAGUCGUAAAUGGAAUGAAAAAAUAUUGUUACAGAAAGUAAAACUAAUUAUUUUUGAUGAAAUACAUUUACUUAAUGAAGUUAGGGGUAAUGUAUUAGAGAGUAUUAUAACGCGUAUUAACAGGUACAUAGAUAACACAUUGAUAUAUGAUGGUAGCACUACUAGUACAGAAGAAACUGCACGAUUUGGUAAGGAUAAAAUAUCAAGCAUGGUUAGUAGUGACAAUCAUGUAGUUAACAAAAAUGAAACAAUAAUAAAUAUGAAUAAAAAGAAAAUUCGAUUGGUUGGUUUAUCAGCUACAUUGCCCAACUAUGAAGAUGUAGGGUUAUUCCUACGAGCGGAUUUACAAAAAGGGGUGUUCUAUUUUGAUUAUUCCUUUAGACCAGUACAGCUGGAGCAAUAUUACAUAGGUAUAAAAGAAAAGAAAGGCAUAAAGAAAUAUGCACUAAUGAAUGAUAUUACAUAUGAAAAAGUACUUGAAGAAGCAGGAAAAAAUCAAAUUUUAAUUUUUGUUCAUAGUAGAAAAGAAACAUACAGAACAGCAAAGAUAUUAAUUGAUAGGUUUAUGAAAAGUGAUAACUUGAGCAAAUUCUUAAUUGAUAAGAAGAUUUCGACCGAAAUAUUACUUUCCGAGAAGGAAGCUAUCGUUAAUGAUGAGUUGAAGGAGAUUCUUCCAUUCGGUUUUGGCAUCCAUCAUGCAGGAUUAAAAAGAACGGAUAGGAAAUUAGUGGAAGAUCUAUUUUCAGAUAAACAUUUACAAGUCCUUGUUUCUACUAGUACAUUAGCAUGGGGUAUUAAUUUACCUGCACACACAGUAAUAAUUAAAGGUACGAGUGUUUACAAUAUUAAUAUAGGCGAUUUUGAUGAAUUAUCAGCUAUGGAUGUUUUACAAAUGAUUGGUAGAUCUGGUAGACCACAAUAUGAUAAAAAUGGUAAAGCAAUUAUUAUUACUGAUCAUAAAAAUUUACAGCUCUAUCUUUCUCUUAAUAAUGAACAACUUUUUAUUGAAUCUACCUUACUGAACAAUAUUGUUAAUAUUAUAAAUGCAGAAAUUGUUCUAAAAAAUAUACAAAAUUUAAAAGAUGCUAUAAAUUGGUUUAAUUAUACAUAUAUGUAUAUACGUAUGAUGAAAAAUCCAUCUUUAUAUGGGAUCCAAAUGGGUGAAAACUUUGGUGAUAUACAAGAAUUUUUAAGUUAUAAGGAAAAUUAUGACUUGUUCAGGCAAAAAGUGAAUAAACGAAUUUACAACAUAAUAUAUUCCUCUUUUUUAAUAUUAGAAAAAUAUGAUUUAAUAAAAUAUAACAAGAAAUUGAACACAGUGAGUAGUACAUAUAUGGGUAAGAUAAGUAGUUACUAUUAUGUGGAUUAUAAAUCGAUAGAUAUGUAUAACAAAAAGUUGAAUAAGUAUACAAAUGAAAUUGAUUUAUUGAAAAUAUUUACAAUGAGUGAAGAAUUUAGGAAUAUAUAUAUAAGAGAAGAGGAAAAGGUUGAGUUGUCUAUAAUUAUGGAAAAGUUACCUAUACCUGUUAAGGAGUCCAUAAACAUUCCAUAUACUAAGAUAAACAUAUUAUUACAGUUAUAUUUGUCGAAUAUAACUCUGAGUGGGUAUAUAAUAAAUGCAGAUUUGGUGUAUAUACACCAGAAUGCUUUACGUAUAUUCCGCUCGUUCUUUGAGAUAUCGUUAAGAAAAAAUUCGUACAGUCUUAUUGCAUUGACGUUAAAAUUUUCUAAAAUGAUAGAGAGAAGGAUGUGGAGUACUAUGACCCCCUUGAGACAGUUCGGUUUGUUAAGUAAUGAGUUAAUUCGAGUUGUAGAAAAAAAAAAUAUCAGUUUUAAGAAUUAUAUUACUAUGAAUAUAAAUGAAUAUAUUACCAUUUUUAAAAAUAAAAAAAUUGCUAAAAAUAUAUAUAAAUUAGUUCAUCAUUUUCCAAAAAUUGAUUUAAAUGCAUAUAUACAACCAAUUAAUCAUAAAAUUUUAAAAGUGGAAUUAAAUAUAACCCCAGAUUUUAUAUAUAACCCUAAAUAUCAUGGGUACUCUAUGUUAUUUUGGGUAUUCGUGUUUGAUAUAUCUAAUGAGAAUAUACUCCAUUAUGAUUUGUUUACAUUAAAAAAGAAUUAUAAAACUACUAGUAUAUUUGAAAGUGAAAAGGAUGAAGAAGAGAACAAAAUGAUGAAGAAAAAUAAGAAAGAUGUAUAUUCUUCUUCAGAUACUCUAGAUGACCAUUUGUUAACCUUCUUUUUACCAAUAAAUGAAAAUCCUUAUUACAUUGUUAAGGUAAUUUCGGAUAAAUGGUUGGAAUGUGAAUGUACUGUUAACUUAUAUUUAAAUGAUCUUAUCUUACCCUCAAAAAAUUUUUACUCAACACAGUUAUUAGAUUUACAACCACUACCAUUGAACUCUUUAAAGUAUGAAAUAGCUAAAAAAUUUUUUUUAAGUAGAAAUAUAAAAUUGUUUAGUCCUAUAUAUACUCAAGUCUUUUCUUCCAUAUAUGAAAAUAAUGGAAAUGUUAUAAUAUGUAGUUCGUCGUCAAAGUACUAUUUAAUUCCAGCAGAAUUGGCAAUCAUUAAAAUAGUGAAAUGUUUGCACGAUUUGAAUAGUUACAUGAGGAAAUAUAUAAAGAAUGAAAAAGAUUUGUAUAAAAUAAUGAAUGAUAAGAAGCUGGCCGAUAUGAUUUAUAACAAUCCUCUCGAGUUGAUGAAAGUUGUUUAUAUAGCUCCAUUGGAAGAAAUUGUACUAAAAACGUACAAAAAUUGGAUUGUUUUUAAAAACAUGUUUCACCUGAACAUGUGCAUAUUAAGUGGAGAUGUGCAAGUAGAUAUGAAACUUUUGCAAAAAAGUAAUAUCAUUUUAAGUACACCUAAUAUAUAUGAUAAUAUAUCAAAAAAAUGGAGAAGGAAAAAAAUUCUGCAAAAUGUUAAUUUGUAUAUAUUUGAUCAUAUGGAAUUAUUAGAUACUACAAAUGGUGCUAUUAUGGAAGUAGUUAUUAGUAGAAUAAGAUAUAUAUCAACACAGCUGCAACUGAAUAAGUCAAACAAGAAGGGAAGUAGAAAAAGUGUUGGCAACAGUGCUUCUUUGUUGUUACCAAUUCUCGAUAUGAAUCUAGUACCUGACACAGAUAAUAAUAAUAGUAAUAAUAGUAAUACUAAUAAUAGUAAUAGUAAUACUAAUAAUAGUAAUACUAAUAAUAGUAAUAGUAAUACUAAUAAUAGUAAUACUAAUAAUAGUAAUAGUAAUACUAAUAAUAGUAAUACUAAUAAUAGUAGUAGCAAAGAAAAUUUUAUCACGUAUAAUAUAAAUAAAUUACAGAAUUUACAAAUCGAGCAUAUAUAUGAAAGUAUAGGAUUAAAUAGAAUCCUAUGUCUAUCUAGUUGUUCCUUAUAUAAUUGUAAAGAUUUUUCCGAAUGGAUUGGAUGUAAAAAAAAUGAUUACUAUAAUUUUCUUUCAUCAGUCCGAAAUAUACCUAUUGAAAUAUAUUUGCAUGCUGUCAAUAUUAUGAACAAGCAAAAUAGAUAUAUGUCCAUGCAAAGGCAGGUAUAUCAAAAUAUAAGAAAAUUAAAUAAAAAGAAAAAUGUUAUCAUAUUUGUAACUGAACAGAAAUUAUGUAAAACCCUAGCACUUGAUUUGAUACUCUCUGCCUAUAAUGAUAACACGCAUUUUUAUUCCAUUUUUGAAAACUAUGUUGUUGAGAGGGGGAGAUCUAGCAACGUUGGCACUGCGGUAGGGAGUAAUGGCACCUAUGACCAAGAGAGCAAGUUUGUAGGAAUGAGAAACGAGUUCGAAACUGCACACACUGCUUUUGAAGGGAACGCGCAUAAGAACUUUAAGAAAGACGGCAUCAACUUAACUAUCGAACGACUUAUAGAUAGUAACAUGGUGCAAAUGGGCAUCAACAGAAAGGAAAGUUACAUGGUUAGCGGGAAUGGUGGUUGUAAUGCUAGCAGUAGUGGUGAUAGUAGUGGUAGUAGUAGUACUAGGCGUAAUGGUAAUUCCCGGAAGGGGAGGGGAAAGGCAAGAAAUUCGGAAAUGGAAGAUGAAAGAAGGGAUGAUUUGCCGUCAAAUGAGGAUUCCAUUUUUGAUUAUAUAAACGACAAAAUGCUGGUGCAACUGAUGAAGAAUGGAUUGUGUUAUCUACACAGUAAUAUGACGGAAGUAGAAAGGAAAAUAGUGGAGAUGCUAUUUGAUAAAAAAGCAAUACAAAUUUUGAUAGUCGCUUAUGAUUAUAUAUACAGUUUGAAUGUAUAUGGAAAUACUAUAAUAAUAUUGGACACAAUAAUAACCCAUUUUGAUAACAAAGAAGAAGACUACUCUAUUCAGAACGUUUUAGAAAUGAUUAGUUAUGCUGGUAGACAAGGGGAAGAUGUUAAAUCUUUUGUAUAUAUAUAUACAUAUAUAACUAAGAAAGAGUAUUAUAAAAAUUUUAUAUAUGAACCUUUAACAGUUGAGUCUAAUAUUGAAGAUUAUUUACCCAAUUUUUUAAACAAUGAAAUAGUUAUGAGUACUAUUGAAAAUUAUCAAGAUGCUAUUGAUUGGUUAACAUGGUCCUUUUUUUAUAGACGAAUUAAGAAAAACCCAAAUUAUUAUGGAUUAAAAGGAAUUUCAAAUGAACACAUAACUGAUUAUCUUUCGGAAUUGAUUGAAAAUAAUAUAGAAAUUAUAUCAUUUGCUAAUUGCAUAAAUAUAGAAGAAGAAAGUACAAAUAUGAUUAGUUUAAAACCAUGUAAUUUAGGUAUAAUAUCCUCUUUCUAUAACUUGGAUUAUCAUGUUGUUCAUUUUUUUAAUGAAUAUAUUUUAUCCUUAAAAAAUUUAAAAAAAAAUAAAAUUUUGGAAAUUAUUUGUCUAUCCAAUGUUUUUAUUGAUUUACUCAAAAUUAAUAAUUAUGAUAUUUAUUUAUGUUUAAAAAUUUCCAAAAGUUGUAAUAUCGAAGUAACAUAUGAAUUUUUAAAGCUCUCCUUAAAUUAUGAAAAAAAUUUAUUAAAAAAUGACCAAGAAGGAUUAAAUAUCAAAAAUGACCUGAACAAGUCAGGAGAAAAUGGAAAAAAAGAUCAAUAUAUAAUUAAUUUGCUCAAUUUUAUUACUGUACCAACAUAUUUUACAGCUCAUUUAAAAGCAUUAAUAAUUUUACAAGCACAUAUAAAUAGGUAUAGUAUACCAAUCAAUUAUAUAGAAGAAACGAAAAAAGUUUUGUUGAAAAUUUUUAAAUUAAUAAAUGCAUUGGUGGACGUCAUAAGUAGCAAUAAUAUAUUAAAUUUCUGUCUUUUUGUAAUGGAAGUAUCACAAAUGAUAACUCAAAGUGUAACAAAUACAAAUAAUGAGUCAAGCUUAUUGCAGUUACCCCAUUUUGAUAGUCAAUUAAUUAAAAAAGCCAAUGAAAUGGAAAUAAUGGAUGUAUAUGACUUAAUUAAUGCAGAUGAUGAUAAAAGAGAAUUUUUAUUAAAACAUUUAAAUGAAAAACAAAAGAGCCAAAUUGCAAAUGUAUGUAAUAUUUUCCCAAUAAUAGAAGUACAAUAUGAAAUAGAUUUAAAUAAAACAUAUAAAGUUAAUGAAAUUGCUACUUUAAAUUUAACUAUUGAAAGAGACUUGACGGAUGAGGAUAUCUCCUCUUUUGCUCACUCCCUUUAUCUUCCAUUCGAAAAGGAAGAAAUGUGGUGGAUAGUUAUCGGAAUUAAAAAAAUGAAUCUACUCUUGUCAAUUAAAAAAUUAUCUUUGCUAAAACCAGUUAAUAAUGUAAAGAUUAAUUUUGAGUUGCCCAGUAAACCCAAUACAUACCAAGUCGUUAUAUACGUCAUAAACGACUGCUAUGUUGGGUGUGACCAGGAGUACGAAUUUAGGAUUACAGUGGAGGGGUAG